GUUGAGAAUGGUUGCAAAUCGGCUGAUCCUGUCCUUGCUAGUAGCGUCAAUAGCUAUCGUUGCAUCAAUACAAGUGAUGUUCGAGCAGGUCAGUCAAUGCACCAGCAACGGAGUUCUGGACUGUAACCUAAGAGUGCGCAAGCUCAACCGGACCUUGGCGACGCUGUACGGGAACGUUACGUUGAACGAAGACCUGGGGAACAACUUCAUAACCUCCUUCAACCUGUACCGCAGCUGGCUCGGAAACAACCAGUACAACCUGUACCCGAUGCGGGUCUCCCCGACGGGCAUUUGCAACUUUAUGGAAAAGUUCUGGGCCGAUUACUACCCGCACGUUGUGGUGUACGUGCCGCAGAUGGAGAAGCCGGGCGUAUGCCCGAUUACGGCGCGCCAGCUGCAGUUCAACGAUAUGGUUCUGGACGCGCGCAUUCUGCCCCGGUACGCACCGACCGGGCUGUGGAAGCUGGUGUGGCGCGCCGAGGACAACCGCACCGGGAAGAACUUUCUGGUGGAGAUCGUUUUCAGAGUUUACCCGGAUGGGCACUAG
Culex quinquefasciatus (southern house mosquito) is the source of this 547-nucleotide messenger RNA. RefSeq lists its product as uncharacterized. The coding region runs from base 8 to 547 and encodes 179 amino acids. NCBI's taxonomy places the organism in Eukaryota, Metazoa, Arthropoda, Insecta, Diptera, Culicidae. The record is from RefSeq and is a predicted model, not a curated record. The transcript is spliced from 2 exons.